AUGCAAACGACAUGGUUUCUAAAAAUACGACUUCCAUUUCCAAAAGUGCGAAGUUUUAAACCGGGAGGGCACCUCGAUUCAGAAGAAUUAAUUCAACGUAAUACUCGCAAGGCUCUUGCAACGAUGAACAUGCUGUCAUCUGUUGGUGUGAAUCCUUCUGGUUUCUCCAAAGUUCUUGGCACUAAGUUUUACGCUCACAUCGUUCGACCUCAGCUUGAACACGGUCUAGCUAUCAAUCGCUUCACGGUCUCUCAACUUCACGCUCUAGAGGAAGCCCAGAAUAGUUGCAUCAAGAAAACCUACGGUGCUCGAGGUAAAGCGUCCACUAAGGUUAUGCUCCACAUAUCUAAGCUACCUCUUAUGUCGGAACGAGUCAGUAUACUACAGGCACAGUUCCUCUUUCGUUCCUUAUAUUUGCCAGAAGAUGCACUGCUUGCUUGUCUGUUACCUUAUAUCCGCAAUACCAAAGGAAGCCAGUGGUACGCUCUCUCUCGUACAGCGCUUUGGAAAACGGUGCUGUCUACUACUGAAGAACUCGAUACUCGCUCACUCAAGGCUGCUAAACGACGCUUUCUGCAACAGAAUCUGGAGAGCCGCCAAGGAUGCCGAAACUCCAAGUUGAUUUCUAGCUGCUGUCGAUCAAUCUCUCUGGAUCCUAUACUCUGGUUGCCCAUGUCUAAGUCAGAGCGCAGUCGCUGUAUACGCUGGAGAUUAGGCUGGCUUCCUGGUGGUAAACCUCGACCAUGUCCUAAGCAUCCAACGCAACAGCUAUCUAAAAAUCACGCUAUUAGUUGCCUUGAUAUGCAUCGACGUUUGCUCAUGCCUGAAACAAUACGGGAUCCAUUGUCAUUCCUUCUAAAUAUGCUUCCUUUACGCCCUUCGGUUCCCGCAAACCUAGCCCUUACCUGGUCUCAGCGAUGGCCGAUUAUAUGCUCUCUAUUACAUGAAUUAGAUCAGCUACACCAUAACAAAUUGAUCCCUACUAAGUACCCCCACGGUCAAAAGCUUCUUGUAUGGCUCAAUCAAUUCAUUUAA
Molecule: messenger RNA, 1035 nt
Organism: Rhizopus microsporus ATCC 52813
Lineage: Eukaryota; Fungi; Mucoromycota; Mucoromycetes; Mucorales; Rhizopodaceae
Exons: 1
Coding region: 1-1035 (344 amino acids)
Source: RefSeq, a predicted model, not a curated record